AUCUCGCGGGAUCUCAAGGGAGGGCAGACAGGGUCAGGUGCUAUCAUGGCGGCAGAAGAUACGGAUGUGGAUAUCGAAGGGGACGUGGUGUUGGCAGCGGCGGCACAGCCGGGAAGUGAUGAAAAUGGAGCAUCAGCUCUACAACAAGAUCAUUAUCUUGAUUCAUCAUGGAGAAAUGUGAAUGGCCUUAUUCCUUGGACUCUAGAUAACACCAUCAGUGAUGAGAACAGAGCUGUCAUUGAGAAAAUGUUAUUGGAAGAAGAAUAUUAUUUAUCUAAAAAAUCUCUUCCAGGAAAAUUCUGGCGUGAUCAAAAGGAUGAUAAAAAAUACCUGAACAGGGUCCAGUCUCCUACAAAACCAGCAGGUUACUCCAUAAAGUGGACGAUAGAAGAAAAAGAGCUGUUUGAACAAGGGCUGACUAAAUUUGGUCGACGGUGGACCAAAAUUGCAAAGCUAAUGGGAAGUCGCACUGUUUUACAAGUGAAGAGUUAUGCCAGACAGUAUUUUAAAAAGAAGGUAAAAUGGGCUCCUGAGAAAGAAACACACAGUGAGAAGAGCAGCAGUGAUCUUCAGGUUGAAAAUAAAGCUGAAGGGGCGGAAGCCCAAGUGCUGUCGUGUGUGAGGGAACAUUUGGACCCUAACUUGAAUGCUGUCAAGAUUGAAAAGUUGUCUGAUGAUGAAGAAGUGGACAUCACAGAUGAGGUAGACGAGUUGACUUCUCAGACACCGCAGAAGAAUACCAGCAGUGUUCCCUCAAUGGGCAGUCCUAGUAAUAAAGCAUGUGAACCCAGUCACAGACAAUGUGUACUCCAGGAAAGUCCCUUUUCUGAAUCUUCCAGAGGCUAUCUGCGUAAUAUAAAGCAAGAUGAAACAGAAGUGCAUUUAGGCUCAGAAAAUACACUGUGGACUGAAAAACAGAGCAACAGUGCCACAAACUCAGUUGAAUUAAACCAUCAGAAACAGAGUCAGCUGCGUGAUGGAAACACAAUAAUAGACAAUGCCAAGUCAAAAUCUUCAGAGCCUUGUGAAAUUCAGAAAGAUACAAGUGAUAAUGAAGUGCUUUUUCAUUCUUGUCAAAUGGUGGAGGAAAGUCAUGAAGAAGAAGAGCUUAAACCACCAGAACAGGAAGUAGAAAUAGAUAGAAGUGUCAUUCAAGAAGAAGAAAAACAAGCAAUUCCUGAGUUUUUUGAGGGACGUCAAACUAAGACACCAGAACGCUAUUUGAAAAUUAGAAAUUACAUUUUGGAUCAGUGGGUGAUACGGAAACCAAAAUACUUGAAUAAGACCUCAGUGCGCCCUGGCCUGAAGAACUGUGGGGACGUCAACUGCAUUGGGCGGAUUCACACGUACCUGGAGUUGAUAGGAGCGAUCAAUUUCGGAUGUGAACAGGCUGUCUAUAAUAGGCCACAACCGGUUGAUAAAGCUCGAAUCAGAGACAGAAGAGACGCAGUGGAAGCGUACCAGCUUGCACAGCGGCUGCAGUCUAUGCGCACUAGGAGGCGGAGGGUCCGAGACCCUUGGGGAAACUGGUGUGAUGCAAAGGAUUUAGAAGGACAGACAUUUGAGCAUCUCUCUGCUGAAGAAUUGGCAAAAAGAGAAGAAGAAAAUAGCAAACCUGCUAAAUCUUCAAAAGUGUCAAGAUCAACAAAAAGUUCAUUUGAUCCUUUCCAGCUGAUUCCUUGUAGUAUUUUCAGUGAAGAAAAACAGGAGCCAUUUCAGGUGAAAGUGGCUUCAGAAGCACUUUUAAUAAUGGAUUUGCAUGCUCAUGUUUCUAUGGCAGAAGUAAUUGGUCUGCUAGGAGGAAGAUACUCAGAAGUUGAUAAGAUAAUGGAAGUCUGUGCAGCAGAACCGUGUAACAGUCUCAGUACAGGACUACAGUGUGAGAUGGAUCCUGUAUCACAAACACAGGCCUCAGAAACCUUGGCUGUUAGAGGGUACAGUGUGAUUGGAUGGUAUCAUUCUCAUCCUGCAUUUGAUCCUAAUCCUUCCUUACGAGACAUUGACACACAGGCCAAAUACCAGAGUUACUUCUCAAGAAGAGGUGCCAAGUUCAUUGGAAUAAUUAUUAGUCCCUAUAAUCGAAACAAUCCUUUGCCAUAUUCCCAGAUGACCUGCCUGCUUAUCAGUGAGGAGAUCAGCUCAAAUGGCUCCCAUCGUUUACCUUACAAAUUUGAAGUACACCAGAUGUUAGAAGAACCUCAGUGGGGAUUAGUACUUGAAAAGACAAGAUGGAUAAUAGAGAAAUACAGGCUCUCCAGUAGCAGUGUCCCCAUGGAUAAAAUCUUUCACCGGGAUUCUGACCUGACUUGUUUGCAAAAAAAGCUCAUGAUCCCAGCUGAGGACAGGGUGAAAAAGGAAGAACGGAGAGACGUGUACACACCUGACAGCUGGCUUGGCUUGGCUGGACCACAUGCCCUUGCAAAGAACCACCAAGGAGGGUCCCUGGACGCCAAGGGAACUGCUGGAUGGAGUCCUGACCAGACAGCUGCUUCUGCACUGUCCACGCUAGAAAGGUCACACCACAUCCACUCGAGAACUGCAAGAUCUUAUAUAAAUGCUCAGAACAUGACUUUAAUGGAAAAGUUGACUAAGAAAUUACUAUUAUAAGUGAUAUAAUUGAGACUUUAUUAGCUUCAAUAUUAGAUUUAUCCAAGAUGAACAAACCCCCAAAUCUUUUGUGUUUAUCUGUAGGACCUGCUACAGGCCACAUUUGUUCUUCAGUCUGAUUGGAACUGUCAAAUGUGCUGCCACUAGAUGGCGCUCUGCCGCACUGUUUUAGCACCGUGAUUGCAGACCUGAAAGGCUAGGCUGAGUCGGAAAGACUGCACUUAGGGCUGACUUGGUUAAUACUAUUAAUGCAUUCAUUCUUUUGCUUUCUUGACAUCCCGUGAUCUAGAAGGUGCAUUUUCUUGUUCCAUGUCAAUGCCAUGCAAUCAUUUUCAUUUUUGAAGUUCUUUUAUAACCAGUUAGUCUUUAUUUAGGGGUACAAUGCUAAGUGCUUUGCACACUAACCCCUGCAGUAACCUUGCCAAAACAAUAUUCUUUUCUCCACUUUUAAAUGCAGUCUUGGAGGGCUUAGGUGAUCCAGGAUUAUGCAGCCAGAAACAGCAGGGCUCCCCUAGAGUUCUGUGAUUCUAAGCCAGCUCCCUGACAGACCUCAGAGCUCGAAGGACCCUAAGGGCCAAGUUAGUCCAGUCUCCUCAUUUUUAGAGGGGGAAACUGAUACCCAAAGAUGAGACAGACAUCACAGAGCCAGUCAGGCUGAGACUGUAAAGUCAUGGUCUCCACAUUCCUGUCCAGUGCUCCUGGGUCACUCUUGUGGUAAACUCUUGUGCUGCCUUCCCUAUGGGUGCACCCAAGGGAACCCUAUGCUUGUAACUCCUGUGUCGUGCUGUGUCCUAAUGCGAGAUGAACCAGGGUGUUGUGUGUGUUACCCGAACAAGAAGAGCAAUGGACCUAUGGAUAGGAAUUCUGCGCCAGAUGGUUAUCUUCCCAUUAUGGCCAGGCCUGACAAAAGGAACUUCAUAAGGAUCAUAUCUUGUAUUUCAAAAGCAGUUCAUCUCUCCAUACUGCAGCCUCCAUCUACUCCACACUGCAGCCAGAGGGAUGGGUGGGUUGGUUGGUUUGUCACAGGAUCUCCUUAUGCAAUUCAGGCAGCCCUCAAACUCUCAGUGAUCCUCCUGCCUCAGCCUUCUGACUGCUGGGAUUUCAGGCUUGCACCAGUAUGACCAGCAGAGGGAUAUUGUUUUUAAUGAAACACAAAUAUAAGUAUGUAAUUUCUCUUCCUAAAACUUCAAUGACACACUGAGCUUUCUGUACCAUGUCUAAAACUUAAGCAUAGAAAACUUUGAGCCAGAUCCCACCCACUUUUCAAAACCCCUCACUGUGUGCUCCAUGCACUUCUCUAGUCUCUAUGCUCACUGACACUUGCACACUCAGUUCCUUUGAUUCUGGCCUAUGGAGUCCCCACCUCAGCAGGCUUUUACAUGAUUUCCCCUUUUGCAACAUGCUCUUGUCUGACUACAGGUCCAAAGUGAGAGAAAGUGACCAUGAACUGAAUCUGGGAACCAAAACAAACCUUUCUCCUUUAUAAGUUGGUUGCCUUGAGUAUUUUGUCACAGUGAUGGAAAGCUGGCUUCACCAUGCACCUCCAGGUAGCAGCAGCUCAUUAGCUUAAGAGCAUGAGCAUUUGAGAAACUUACUGAUUAACAAGGGAGCUCAUUCCAGAAAAUGCAUUCUCUUGCAGUUUCCCCAAAACACGAAGGUGACAUGACACUAUAAGCAAAUUAGAUUUUCUAAUCAAAAGUGCAACAUAACAAGGUAAUUAUGAGGCUUCAGUAACGUUCCCACUUCUAUCCUGAGUAUUUUUAUCACUGUUAGGGGGUUGGUUGAAGGAGGAACUGCUCAAACAUUUUCAUUAUCACCUUAGGUUCUUUUCUGUGGGAGCUUCAGGUAGGGAAAAUAAAUGCAAAUGAAAAGCAGACAAAGGUACCAUUCUCUUCAGACUGGCAGAGGUGCCUGGGCGACCUGAAGGGGCAGUGAAAUGGCUCUGUUAUUGACAUGAGUGGUAUCUCUGUAACCAGAGGCCCGGGAGAGGAUAUGCCUCAGACAAGGGUGCCAAGAGCAGCCGGAGACAGCUGCCAACCUGUGCUGGCUUCUCACCCAGCAGGAGCAGGGGGCAGGGAGCCACCCGUGAAUGUGCCUGGCGCUCUGGGCCCGGACUCAGAUGGAGAACAGCAGGGGCUGAAGUAACAGUUGAGUUCUAGGGGCUCUUCCCAUUGCUGCAGACCUGAAAAGACUGCGCUGGCCGCUCGGGUGUGGCACCCCCACCUCCGGUCUUGGGCACCCCGUGACUCUGCUGUGCUCCGUGUGCUGUGUGGGUCCCUCUGGGCUGGCCGAGAGGGUGGGCCGUAUAGCAGGAGCUCUGCAAUGCCAACCAGCAGCUUCCCCAGUGAAACCGAGCGCAGGAUGUGACCAAGCAGCGGGGGAGGAAGCUCCCAGGCAGACAACAGUGCAAAACACACGUCAUGCAGUGCCAUGCACUACACGCAUGCAAAGACAGGCGUGGCACCAUUCCCGAGAGUAGCGUGCAUGCGCUUCUCAUAAACAGCAAUUCUGGCCUUUGACAGCCACCAUUUACAAACCCUAAAAUGGGAGUUUGGAGCUAGGGCUGCUUGGGCUUUUGUUUAAGCAGAAAUUUCUGUUUAGAAGAAUUCCCUCACUAAAUCGAGCACAAAAACCACCUAAUUAGUGGUCAGCUGCUGAACAGAGAAAUAAAAGGUGGACUGUGCAUGGAAUAGAUACUCUGUUCUGUCACAAAAAGCUGUUAAUUACUGACCAUGCAGCAAAACGGGUGAACCGUAAAAACAUGCUCAGUGAAGAAACCAGGCGCACAAGGCCAUGUCCUGCGAGCCAUACACACGUGCAGAACAUAAAAGCCCAGAAACAGCAAGUUAUUACCUGCCAGGCUCUCGGUCAGGGAUGAGGCAGUGGAGAGUGGUGGCUGCACACUCUGGUAAAUACGCUAAAAACUGUUGGACACACUGAAAACCGCACUUUAAAAUGGUGACUUUGCUCAUGUGUCAAUUAUGUCUUGAAAAAAGAGGAAGAAGGAGAAAGAGAGGGAGGGCGGAAGGCCGUGCUUAAUGCAAGGAAGCACUGUCAGGGUCCGAGGGUCCCAGGCAGCCAGGGCAGCGGCCCCUCCCACUGCUCUUCCUGUUUCCCCUGGAGAGGCUCAGACUGGCUUCCAGAGCCCUACGGAGCCCAGCAGGAGUGUGACAGUGUUCACAAAUUCUCUCAUUUCCUGCAUUCCACAACAGUCUGGCUCUCCCCUCGCCAAGCACACAGGUGCAACCUGACCACUCCACUAGGGUGGGGAGGUCUGUUGCCAGCCAGGGAGGGAGAAGCCACUGUCUGCUCUGCCAGUGCUCAUUAGUUCAGUCCGGGGGGGGGGGGGGGCUGGUGGCAUGUGCCCCCAAGGUGAAGCAGGGUGUUCCUUGGCUUCCAAAGGUGAGGAUCAGGAUCUGCUUCUCCCCCUCCCGAGCCUGCUGAGCAGAUCCCAGGCUAUAUCAGAGGACAAGAAGCUCACCUCGGCAUGGUUCUCUGUUUUCUCAAUUCUUGUGAUUGGCAUACAUGACUUUAGUAAUAAGAGAAAAACACAAGAGGCAGGAGAGUGCAGAGGGCAGCUUGAAAGGCCCUGGAGACUGCUGCGGACAGCUGGGGCCAGGGAGGAAUCGCAUGACUCUAGAGGCAGAGAUACGAGGCACCUGGUUCUUAGGUGAAAGGACUUGUCACGGAGCAGUGGCCCUCCAGAGAGGCCAGGUAGGUAUGCAGUGUCACCAAAGGUCUAGGCUGGUUCUCCAGGUGGCCCUGACCUUCGAAGCUUGAGGCCACUCAGCACUUUCCCACUUCGUGCCCCAGUCUGUGCCCUCCCCUAUAAUCUGGGGUCAGUUCUGCUAGGGGUGGGGAAGGAGAGAGCCCCAAAUCAGUUCAGCUUCACCAGCCCAGCAAUGCCCUCUCUGACUGGCCGGCACUCCUGAUAACCCAUGUUGGGACCCACUUGGGGCCCCAUUCUAUGCCUGCCUGCCCAGACCCUGCUGAGUCGGUCUAAUGUGAGGUAUCCUUUCAAGUUCCUCUAGACGCACUCACCCGGAACAAAAGUCCUGCUUUCCCCCACCCAGUUCAUGAUCAACAGUAGCAGUUACAACAGCCAGCUUCACCCUCGUCCUUGAAGACCGGUGAUGAUUCAGGAGUAAGAUUAAAAUCAAAAUAAACAACAAACAACCUUGUGUUCUCCCCGAGACCUCUGUCCCUGACUCAGCCCAGGUGAACCCCAGAUCUCAUCUCUGGUGGCUUCCAGAAGCACAGAACAGCCUGUGAUUCUUCCUUCUGUCAAUAGGCAGAGUUUGCUCUCGCCCAGUUUUAAUCUGAUCUUAGCUCGAGCUUGCUGAGCCAGUUCUGCAGUACAGGUUCUGAGAGGAGACUGCAUAUGAGUCAUGAUGAUGGGGUUGUGUUUUCUUUGAUCGAAGUGUACCUGUUCCCUUCUUGUGGCUGAUGUUAAAGACAGUCAGUGGUCAGAAACUCCUGGGCCAGGUGGGGGAACGGAGAAGAGACCCAGAAGUCACCUUCCUGGCCACUGUUACUAUGCCAUCAGGACACUUCAGGCUUAAUCCACCUUUACUAGUGGGUCGGGAAAUCUGCCUGCCUCAGUUUCUUCAGAUAUAAAUAGAGUUAAUAAUAGUCCCUAACUCUAAGGUUGUUGCAAGGAGCAGAAGCAAUGCCAGGAACAGGGUGUACUCGGUCGUGUUAUCUGGCAUUAUGACUACUUUUGUCCUUGUUCUGUGGUCAUCAGUGAUGCUGCCAGUGUUUUUAUUCAUAUGUCACAGCAGCGAAGAGUCAGUGAGGGAAACAGAAACUACUGUAAGUAUUUCUGCGGCCGAGAAUUUAAUAUAGGAAAUAAAAUAUUUACAAAACCUUCAGAAAGACAUGAGAGUCUGGGCCGUGGUUAAAGUGGCUGAGAGUGACUGCUGGACGCUUCUAAUUACCCGGCUGUGGCUGCUGGAACCUCUGAUCCCUGCCAAGGCUGACUGGAGCGAAGGAUUUACCACUCUGCCUGGGAGCCCUGGAGGCCAUGGCCAAGACCACCUAGGGGCGGGAAGCCAGCCCGCAGCCUCCUGUAUGGUAGGAGCACGGCCUCAGGGGCAGCUGUGCAGGAAACGGCUCCACAGGCCACUGCUGCAAAAGUGGGCAGGGAGAGGCGGGAGCAGCUGGCUCACGGGUCUCCCUCAGGACGCUGUUCUGCCCUCAAGUGGGCAAGCAGGAGGGUCAAUCCAGUCUUCCUGAUGCAACAAGCAGCGCUGCUGCCAUGCCAUGCAGCAUCUGUCAUGAGCUGUGAGUUUCUCCAGGAUGUGCACCUCCAGCAGGGACUGCAGGCUCAAAAGGUGGCACAAGUCAAAGUUCACAGAAGAGGCUCUCACAUUUCUUUUCACAGCCGAAGCACUGGAAUUACAGGCAUGUGCCACCACAUUUAGCUUGGUGGCAUUCUUUAUCUGCUUUUUCUUUUUCUAUUCCCAUCCUUUUCCUGCUUCCCAGGGGAAUCUCUCUAGUAAAGUUUAUUUUUAACUCUUUCUGGUCUUAGCUAGAAGACCUAAGGGAACCCCUAUGUUGUUUUAUUUUUUACGUCUGCUGGACCCUACCCCUACAGAUGGAUGGUGGCUGUGUAGAUAGAGGGGUCAAUGGAUGAAUGAAUAGACGAAUGGAUGGAUACAUGACCUGUCCAAGAUGCCAUGGCCAGCAGAUGAAGGGACUGUGACUUGAAUCCAAGCCUUCUUUGCAUAUUCCUAGUUCUGUGUUGCCUGCCCUUUAAAAUCAGCUCUCCAAUGUUCCAGCUUUCCUGGGUUGUGGAAUACAAUAAUGAUGAUGCAUCUCAAGAGCUCCAGCUGCCCAGGUGGGAGACUGUAUCCUGGUGAACGCAGGAGGUAAUUUGUCCAGUGGACUUUAAUGUCCUGGACUGAAUACUGCAGAAAAGCUAAUGAGCUCUAUGUUAUAAUUAGAGAAAAUAUCCUAGCAGCUGGCUGGAGAGAUAGUCAUUGUCUAACUACAUUUUUUCCAAGCACUUUAACUCAAUGGUGUAUAAAAUAUUUUAGAAUUAUAUUUUUUAAAUUACUUUUUUGGAGAGAUUGGUUUAGAAUUACAGCAGUUAUCUAGCAAUUCUAGGGUAGGCUUUUUUUCUUAGGCUCUGCAGAUAUUCUCUAAUUACCACAAAGCUCCUGUGAGGUAGGUCUUAUUACUUGCUUUAUUUUGUAGAUGAGGAAACUGAGGUUCACAUAGGUUUACAGACUUACCCAAAGUUACUGCUGGCGAUGGGGCUGGACUAGAACAGCUUCACCCUGUCACAAGCAUGUCUGUCACCAAGGAGAGGGGCUUGUUUACUUCCCUCUUCACAAUUCCCCUGAUCAUGUUUAACUGUUAGUGCCAGGCAUUGUUUUAGAUGCUGGAGAUAACACAGAGAACAAAGCGGGGUCCCUAUGUGCACUCUAGCCACAGAAAACCAGAUAAUGAAUAAACUCAUAAAUAUACAUCAGGUAUUGGUAACUGUGAGGAACAAAAGUGGAACAUAAGGAGGAUACUGCUUAAAAAUAGAUGCGACUGAUUUCCAAAGCAUUUGUAGCUCACACUGGCCCCCAGGACACUUGCUGUGGCCUGGGACCGUGUGCAGGUGUGUAGGACGUGCUCUCAGAAGGAGCACUGUAAGAAAGGAGGACAGAAGGCCUGCAGGGAGGAGCUGGACCACAGUCUUAUUGCCCCUGAGGCCUACAGAGCUCUGCCCCUGUGCUACCCUGCAGAGCUGUCUACCUUGUUUGUACCAGGCACUGACCCCAGCUCUGGCUCGGUGAAAGCAGGGUAGCCCUCUGUGGCCAAGGGCAAUGCCCAGUGAUGAGCAAUUUUGGAGUCUUGAGUAUUAUUCCUGAAUAGCGGCAGUCAAGCCCAUCUGCAGGGCUAGUGCAAAGGAUUCGCUUUCAGGUCCUCCAUUGGCCAUCUUUACAGGAUAGAAUAAUAAGACCUCUGAAAAAGACAUUGCUCAGGAUGGAGGUGAUAAAAUGCUGGUAAACAACCAUACAGAAAUAUAAAGAAAAUUAGACGAAUGAUGGCAGUCUAUGCCAUGGGAGAGCAGAUUUCCUAAAUUUGAAGGGGAAAUGAUUUUGAACAACCUCAGUAGAUGUGCAGAGACAAGAGGGAGAGUACAGAUGUACCCUAUGAUACUAUUUUAUUUUAUUUUAGUGACACAAGGUCUCACCAAGUAGUGUGUUUAAGUGAGCUUAAACACUCUGUGUAGCCCACGCUGGCCUCAAACUCACAACAAUCCUCCUGUCUCAGCCUCCUGAGUACUCAAUUAUAGGCAGACACCAUCACUCCUGGUAUGAUACCAUUUAUUUUAAAAAGAAAUUUGCUUGUGUCUGCCUAGGAAGAAACAUAGAAGGACAAGCACCCAAGUGUUAGUUGUACACACGAGACAGAGGCAGAGCUGGGGCUGGCCGAGCUCAGAUGGGAGGACCUGGCACAGAAGGGGCCGGAGCCAGACAUGAGACACGGGGGACAGUGCAGAGGAAGCAUUCUGCAGAGCUCUGGAGGAGCUUUCCUGCCUGGACUUAUUUGUGUUCUGGGAAUGGAUCUGUGGUCCGUCACUGACCAGCUCCAGGCAAGGGGACAACUUGGACAAGUCUGCACUUCCAAACCCAUUUCUCCAUCUGUGCAAAUGGAAAGACUUAUUUAUUUAUUCAUUUGUAAGAUUUAUUUUUAAGCACUCUUGUCAAGAUUAGAUAGGAUCACCUCAAACACGUGCUCCCAGUGGGUUCCUGUUCCCGACACUUUCCAAGCAUCUCAUGGACUCCUUCUUGCCUUUCUACCACAGAGCUGUCUCCACCCAGCAGUGCGUGAGGACGCCUCUCUGCUGCCCUCCUAUCUACAAUGCUCUCCUGCUGGACUUCCUGUCUUCUUGAGCUUGGCUUUGCCGAAGUGCAUUUUUAAAAAAGAACUUGGAAGUGAAAUAAAUCAUACAAGCUUAAAUUGCA
Molecule: messenger RNA, 10571 nt
Organism: Cavia porcellus (domestic guinea pig)
Lineage: Eukaryota; Metazoa; Chordata; Mammalia; Rodentia; Caviidae
Gene: Mysm1
Product: Myb like, SWIRM and MPN domains 1
Exons: 20
Coding region: 46-2607 (853 amino acids)
Biological process (GO): positive regulation of transcription by RNA polymerase II; chromatin remodeling
Molecular function (GO): histone binding; metallopeptidase activity; transcription coactivator activity
Source: RefSeq, a predicted model, not a curated record